Molecule: messenger RNA, 8316 nt
Organism: Brassicogethes aeneus
Lineage: Eukaryota; Metazoa; Arthropoda; Insecta; Coleoptera; Nitidulidae
Source: the annotation of a GenBank genome assembly
GUGAUUUCUAUGAAACUCAGUGUAAACAAUUUGAACUACUUAAAUGACAUUUAAAUGGCGAUAAAUUAGCCGCUUUUUUCUAAUCAGGAGAUAACAUGGUACAAUAUUUUCUUUAUAUUUAGAUUCCCGGUUUGUUAUGUUCCCGAUUUGACCACAAGUGAGUGAGGUUGUGUGUUUUUGCUCCCGCUGUAAAGAGGAAAGAAAAUAACAGAGACAAGGAAAAUAAAACAUCCUGGGAUCCUCCUGGGGGUUGGUCUGGUUUAUUUUUAUCUCACCUUAUCGACUUACAAAGAAGAAGUAUCUCUACCGAAAAAGAAAAAAUUAGACACAAUAGAACACUAUUGGCUGGUCAGUAAGAGUCCAGAAGACUCAAGACUAAUUUUCUCCAUAUACUCUGUGGAGGGAAUGAAAUGUUAAAGAAGAAGAAGGAGAUGAUGUGUUUAUAUUGUGUUUAUUUAAAUUUUGUAAUCUCAAUUAAACUUAAGUUAAGUUCUUAAAAUGAGCCAACAACUGGAUGAACAAAUCUCCCUUUUGGAAUCAAGAAGAGUCACAGACAGAAAAAAAGCCUGCGAAUAUCUUAUUGGCAACAUAAACGAUCCUGAGAUUAUCCAGCAGCUGAAUAAUGGGGGUUGGAAUAGGCUCCUUACGGGGGUGCAACACUGCUUAUUAAAGGAUGCUGACAAACUAUUUGAUGAUAUGAAAAAAAAAGGCAGUGAUGUAUGUUCUUGUUACAUAUCUUCCGAUCUGUAUCUGGCCGUAUUAAAAUACGGCCUUCAAGAAAAGGAUGUCCUUAAUAUUCAGGAUAUAACUGAACACAUUAUUUCAUGCUUAAGGAACGUAAAAAUGAAAAAAUGCUUUGAAGUUUCACUUUUAACCGCCCUAAAAGAUUUUGUGUUAUUGCCGGAAAGUAACAGAUCCAAAGUGGAUGGGGAUCACUGGAAAAAUUUGUUUGAUUUGUUGAAAUCAUUUUACGCAGAAGCCAAUGUAACUUCAGAUUUAAAGCAGCAUUAUAUAAAAUGUUUGAUGUUAUUGUUUAAAUUUGCUCCAUCCUGUGGUUAUUCGCCUCAAAGUUACAGAGAUGAGGUGCUGUUUAUCAAUAAUUUGGUGGAAAAUGUCAAGAAAUCUCAUCACAAAGUUAUACAGCAGGAUAUCGUCGAUAUUGUCACGGAUUUUUGUAAAAAUAUUGCCAAAGACGGCAGAAUAACUUGUUGUGAGUUGGGUGAUCAUACUUUUUUGAAUUUGUUUGAGCUUUACGAGUGUAAUGGAAGGGAGGAAGAACUGAAGGUAAAAUUGUUGGAUUAUUUUCUGUUACAAAUGACUAUGCAUCAUCCAAAUGGAGAAAGUGGCAACAUGGCCAUCUCCUCCUCUGCAUGGAAAAAUUACAUGAUCAAAAUGUACUCAAUAUUAAUUAAAGAGGUCGAGUUUUACUUAAAACUUAGUUAUAAGAACACAUCUUACUUUAUACCGUCUAACAAAGAUAUUGUAAAUAUAUUGGAUACGUUUAAAAUGCUCUUUGCUGAGUUGCUGAAUCAGUUGAAUGGCACAAAUGAUUUAAAUAUGAGUUUAUCUAUGACCACUGUAAGUCAAAUGCCAGCUCAAAAAAAAGCCAAAAUUGAUGAAAUAAAUGUUAAAAGUAUCAUUCACAAUAUCAAAACCAAUAAGAAGUGGCCUUGGAUAAAUUUGCUAAGUUUCACCCUCAAAAAAUAUCCAUCCUUAAUAGAUUUAGACGGUAUUGACAAUUUUUUAAAAAUUUUAUCAUCUAUAAUAGUGGAAAGUCAGGAAAUAAAUUUAAAAUAUCAUGCUUACCAAUGUUUGAUUAUAUUGGAAGAAAUUGAAAAUAAAAUCAAUGUUGGAAAUAAAAAAAACGUUUUAAAACAGUGGAAAGAAAUCUCAAAAUAUGCAUUAUUAUCAUUUCAGAACAUUGACAAUACUCAAAUACUCCUAAGAAGAUUAGUUUUAAGGAAAAACAUUGUUGAUGCAGAAAAACUGCUGCAAUUUUUUUUAAUUUCAAAGUACACCAGCGAAAAUGGACUUAGAACAAUAUUUGCAUUACUGCCACAAAUAAGUUUUUCCAGACCUGAUACAACAAAGCAAGAGUCCAUUAUAAAUUGGUUGUUUAAUUUGUAUUCAACAAAGUUCUUGUGUUGUAAGGAAAGCGUUUUUAUAUUUGGUUGCUUGCUGUUCAAGCAAUGGCCCCAUGAAAUUUAUUUGGAGGAUUCAAUAGAGGAAAAAAGUAACUUUACUGAUAUCACAGAUGUUUACUAUAAAAUAAAUUUAAAUCUGGAUGAUACUAAAGAAAUAACAGAUGAGAAACAUUGUGUUGAGAAUAGAGUUAUAGAUUUUGAAGCGCUGUAUAGGUUUAUGCUAAUAUUACGAAAAAACUGCGCACCAAAAGAUAUAGAAAGCACUCUACACAUCACAGAAUUUUUAGUCAACUUAAUUGAUUUCAUUUUGGAUAACAAUAUACGAGAUGAAUGUCCCACAUUGGUGGACUUGCUCCAAAUUAACAUGGAGAAAUUGGAAGAUUUUUUUUCUUUGGCAAACAAAAAUGCCCUUUUAUCGAACAUGGUUUCCCAUAUGGACAUUCUGUACAGGAUAUUUUCGCCCAAGAAGAACAGAAAUGUUUCCCUUCUUGUCAGAAAGUUGGUUUCAGAAUCUUUGUUGAAAGUUAUCUUCGAUUGGAAUCAUUUUAUUCAGGAAGAAAAAUCGAAUGGUAACGCUUCUCCACAAUUGGUUAAAAUCAAGGAAUCUCUGAUGAAAACAUUGUCUUUGUACAGUUUUGUAUCAAGUAAAGAUGAAAUUCUUGAAAAUCAAACGUUUGUCCUGGAUGUUCUUUGCGAUUGUGACAAUAUCGAUGUGGUUAAUGAAGAUGGCUGUAAAAUUGUAAAUUUUCAUUUGGUUCUCGUCGUCUUAGAGCAUUUAAAAUAUGCCACCCCAGGUUUAUUGACGAAUGCAAUUGCUAUGAAUAUUGUCGACGAUAUACAAAAACUAUGCGAAAAGAAGUAUCGUAUAUAUGAUUAUGUAGUGUCUGUAUUAGAUAUAUUGAAAUAUUUUUACCCUCACAUGCCGCAUCUAAACAGAGAAAUUCAGGAGAAGGGUAUUGGAAUAAUGUCGACUUUUUAUAAUAACAAAGAUAAGUAUGGCCCAAAAGUUUCCUAUGCCAUAUUGGACUGUAUUGAAAGUUUAUAUGAGAGUGAAAAAGAAGUUCAAAAAAGUGGUUCCCCCGACGAUAUAGCAAACAGAAAUGCGACUGUUCUGUUAAUGUUUGCAAGAUUGAUGUUGUCUUGCACCUUUUGGAUGGAAGAAUAUUUGUUAUGUUUGUUGAAACUUAUACAGUUUGUAAAUUUACAAUCCGUGGAUAAAAUUCUAACAACUGUUAGUCUGAAGUUAACCAACUCAAAAUCGCAAAAUUAUUUUUUGGAGAACAAUCUACCAAAUCUUAUUGAAAAAUGGAUUAAUCAAGGCAACAAGUUGGGGCAAUUCCCCUAUAAAUUGUUGAAUUGUUCGAAUGAAAUUCAAUUUUACAAAAAAUAUAUCCAUAUUUGUGUUCCAUUUUUAAUCAAGUACGAUGCACAUGGGCUGAAAAAAGCAGCUGAAGAAUUAAACACUGAAAAAAAUGUUAUUAUACAAGCGACUCCAAAAAUUUUCACCAAACUUAUAUAUGAAGAAAUCGAGAACUUAUCCACAGAAAAAGUGACAAAAAACAAAUAUAUGUUAGAUCUUUUAAACUACAUAAGCCAAAAUGAAAUAAUGGACAUUUUAAAAAAUAAUUUGGAUAAAAUUAUUUUGAAUUUGUUGCUAUUUGUUACUGAUAGUGAACAAAUUUCGGAAAAUUUUGGCGAGAGUGUUUUGUUUUCCAACAAAUAUAUGAGCUAUGAACAAUUUUUAGAUUGCCUGAGGUUUUUAAAAUAUUUCAAAGAUAUACUGCCGAAAUACGGUGAUAUUUUCCAGCAGUUUUUUAUUUUUGUGGUGAAUUCCCUGAAAAAUAUAAUAAUCACAAAUGAAUCUCUUAAAAUGGAUUGCCUUGAGAUCGUAAAUUUUCUUGUAGUAGAAAAUCUCACCCAUUUAUCUGAUGCCAUAUCAAAGCUAGAUACAUUCCCUCGAACCGAAGAGUUCGAAAAGUUAAACACAAUCAUCAAAAACUUAAAGUACAAUAACAAAAAUGUGACCUUGCAAAAAGAAAUCGAUUUCUUUUUAAACGCAAACGACGACGAGUGCAACUCAUCCCAAGAAGAAAGUUUAAAGCAGCUGAGAACAACUUUGAUAAAAGAAAAAGUUCAGCUGAAGAAUAUGUAUGAAAACUUAAAAAACAUACGCGGUUUUUCCGAGGACUGCAUUCAAAGCCAUCUGCACAGAUUGGUUGCAAAAUUGGUUAAAAUGACUUGGGGAACCGAUAAAAGUAUAAACUCAGAGGCUGUGAAGUGUCUUGGAGAGCUAGGGCCAGCUAAUCUUCUAACAUUGAUAUUGCAACCUGCGCAAAGUCUGGAAAAUGAUAAAUGUACGCCGUUCGAAAUGAUAAGCGGGAUAGCAGUUUUACUGUUGUCCAAAUAUAUUGUUGAUUGUGAUAUAAGAAUUUCCAGAGUUGCUUCUAAUGCCCUACAUGAUGUUUUAAAUAGUAAGGAAGCUAUGAAGAUGACAACUGCUUCCUUUAGCUUUAGCAAAAAAGGUUCUAUUGAUAAACGCUUUUUGGUUCCUUAUAUUGGUUCAGAAAUAUUAACCAACAACUCCAAUGUGGUACUGAACCAGGAUUUGUUGAUUUCAUCGAUAAACUCCGAUGAACUUUGGUGCCCGAAAAAUAAUAUAACCCACGAACUCUGGGUGGUUGAAUUGGUUAGAGCGUUACUGGAAGCGUUUGGGGAUGAUUGUUUUCUACCAAAAUUAAUUCCUAUUUGUAAUGAGAAGAUUGAGAUUUGCGAAGACCUUUUGCCGCACCUCAUUUUCCUAUGUCUGCAUGACAAAAAGAUAGCGAAAAUUAUGCCCACAAAAAUCAACAAAUUUUUCAAAAAACAAUGGUUGUGUUCUUUGAACAAAUCCUCCAGUAAAGAUGUAAUUAGAGAUAAAAGAACCGUAAAGUGUAUGUUGAACGUUGUUGACUUUGUUAGAUUGAAGAAAUCCGUUGCAAAAUACAAAGCCAACAAGUUCGAUGUCAGCUAUUUAUACGUAGCACAGGCUUCGCAAUAUUGCGAUGAUAAUUUUGCAGCUUUGCUGUAUGCUGAACUUUACUGCUACUCGAAAUUGGAGGAGGUUGAAAAAAAACAUUACAAACCUCUGCCGUCUGGUUACACAAAGCACGAUUUGAUCUACGACAGUUUGGAUAGGGAAACAGCUAAGGCAAUGCACAAUAUUUUCCGUAAAGCUUAUAAAGCAAUAGGCGACUUGGACGCAAUGAACGGUUGCGGCAUAUCGUUCAUUCUAGAGCCCGAGUUCCGCGUCGAAAGUUACAAGGACUCGAAUCAAUGGGACCAGGUGGCCCACUUCUACGAAAUGCAGGUCGGACGCGGUGACAUUUCCUGCAAGAAAAUGCUAAUGGAUAGUUUGAAAAUGUGCUCUCUAUACGAAGUACCUUUGCUAUGCGCGAGCGGUAUAGAAGAGCAACAGUACGAGUGCCUUUGGAGGUUAGGUCAUUGGAAUUUCGAGGAACCGACCUCGAAUGCAGAGGUUAAUCUGGACGUAAACGACUUUGAAAAGUUCAAGUUCCGCUAUCUAAAAUCCUUGCACGACGACGAUAAGCUGAACUUUGAAAAAUCGUCGCACCUGCAAAAUCUCUGUCUCGUGGAAAAACUCAAGCAAACGAAUUUGGAGUGCAGCAAAAAUUUGUACCCGAUUCUUACGCAAGCGCAGUCUUUAGUCGAAGCGCUGGAUUUUGCCGAGGCCUUCGAUAGUGGGCAUUUCGAAGGCCUGCUUCAAAAAUGGCACUUGCAGGAUUUGAUAAGUAAAGAUUCGGAGUUUAGAUAUAUCGAGCCCAUUAUCGCGCAACGCGUGGUUUUAUUGAAAAGCUAUCUGAAGAUCGCUAAAAACAAGGGUCUAAAGGAAAUAUUGGUCGAUAUGAUGUUAAAAUUUGCAGAUUUGGCGAGGAAUGAAAGUGACCACCGCGUGGCAUCAAGAAUAUUAACGGAUUUGCAGCAAAUGUCGAAAAUAAAUGACAUUCAGAAAGCCAAAAUCCAUUUGUCUCAGGCUCAGUUGUGUUGGGCUUUAAAUGACAAACUGGCUGCCAAACACAUACUCAGCAAAUUGGGGCGAAAUGAAGAAGAAAAUCCAAUUGUAAGGUCUAGAGCUUUAAAACUCUCAGGGCAAUACAUGGUAGAGACCUAUUCCGAAAAUAGGCAAACCAUUAUUGACGACUAUUUUUUGAAAUCGCUGGAUAUCAUCGAUAAAACCGAUACGGAAAGUACAAGGCAGGAAUCGGAUAAUAUUGUAGAUACGUACGAUAAAUUGGCAUCCUUUGCUGAUAAAGAAUAUCAACAGAUGAAAUCGGACAUUUUCCAAAAGAAAAUUUCGAACAUGGAAAAAUCUAAAGAAACAGCAAGGUUAAUAAGAACCAAAAAAAGCCAAACAGCGGACGAAAGAAUGGCGGCAGAUUUACAUGAAAAACAAAGCAAAAUCGACGAAGACGAAAUCGAAAAUAAUAAUAAAGGAAGAAAUAAUUUUUUAAAAUUGGCAUUACGGUACUAUCUUAAGAACCUGCAAAGAAGUGACAAAAACAACAUAAGAAUCUUCCGUGUGAUGUCUUUGUUCCUCGAAAACAGAGCAAACGCUUCUAUAAAAAAAAUCAUCGUUGCAUGUAUGAACAAAGUUCCGAGUUACAAGUACGUCGACAUGCUACCCCAGUUGGUACCGCAUAUAUCCGAAGUUAACACGGACCUAUUUGCCACGGAAAUUUUCAACAUCGUAAAAAAAUGCGCCCUCGAACAUCCGCAUCACACGUUGCCGCUGCUGUUGUCGUUAUCGAACGCAAACGAAGACCGCAGGUUUACCAAGUCCAAAACGAACACGUUCUCGAACGACGACAGGGUGUCCAGCGCGAAUAACUUGCUGGGAAAAGUCAAGGAUACCAUGAACACUGAUCUUGUGGAUAAGAUGGACAAAGUUGCUAAAGCCCUCAUAGAGUUGGCUUAUUAUAAAGCCGAAAGAAAAAGCGACUUUAGUAUACCAUCAUCUUUGAAACUUACAAGAAUACGGUCUUUUGAUAAUGUUUUGCUACCUACCGUUACCUUACCUGUCAGUAAAAGUAACAACUAUGAAAAUAUUGUUGGAAUCGCUUCGUUUAGUACAGGCUUUAGCAACGUGGGUGGUGUCAAUACGCCCAAAAGAAUUAAAUGCAGGGGAACUGACGGUAUCGAAAGAUCCCAGUUGGUCAAAGGGCUCGAUGAUUUGAGGCAAGAUUCUGUGAUGCAACAGGUUUUUACUAUUAUGAACAGUUUGUUGGCCAGUAGUAAGCAAACCACUGAUUUAAGAAUCAGAACCUACAAGAUAAUGCCCUUAUCUAUGAGAAGUGGCAUACUAGAAUGGGUAGAGAACAGCAUGCCCAUAGGAAAUUACCUUGUUGGGGGCCCAGGGCUUGAGGGGGCACAUUUUCGGUACAAAUCCAAGGAAGAGUUAUCUCCCACAGAGUGCCUAUACCAAUAUAAGAACGGAGUCGGUGAGUCCCAGGAGGUUCGCUUAGCGAUCUUCAAUACGAUUUGCAAGAGAAGCAAGCCGGUUUUCCACAAAUUUUUCGAAGAACACUUUUUGCAACCAACAGUUUGGUACGAAAGGCGCAGGGCCUACAUACACAGUAUUGCCACCACCAGCAUGUGUGGUUAUAUACUGGGUAUCGGCGAUAGGCACGUCAGCAACAUUUUAGUCGACAAAAACACCGCUGAAGUUAUACACAUUGAUUUUGGUAAAUCCUGUGAGAAAACAAUGGAAGUCCUUAGAACAAACGCACAAACAAUACUUACAAUUUUAGAAAUUCUUCUUUAUGAUCCUUUAUAUUUCUGGAGUGUCACUCCUGCUGAAGCCAAUAAAAGACAAACUGACGAUUUGGACGAACAUUCCGACACAGAUGAUUCCUAUGAAGAAUCUGGCAAAGAACUGAACAUAACUGCCGAGAGGGCGUUACUGCGUCUGCGCAGUAAGCUGCAAGGUACCGAAGAGGGAAAUCAAGCGAGCAUUGAGCACCAAGUCGGCACUUUAAUCCAGAAGGCUAUGGAUCCUUCAAAUUUGUGCCGCCUUUUUUAUGGUUGGCAACCUUAUUUAUAAACUAAGUGUUAAAAUGUUACCCUCUAUUUGUUAAGAACUACAUACCUAAGUGUUUAUUUUAUUAUAUUUUUAAUA